Molecule: messenger RNA, 795 nt
Organism: Eupeodes corollae
Lineage: Eukaryota; Metazoa; Arthropoda; Insecta; Diptera; Syrphidae
Exons: 1
Coding region: 1-795 (264 amino acids)
Biological process (GO): DNA repair; telomere maintenance
Molecular function (GO): DNA helicase activity
Source: RefSeq, a predicted model, not a curated record
AUGGUACUUUCAAUUGCAGCACAACAAGGUGGAUUCAUUUUUUUAGACGCUCCAGGUGGCACUGGUAAAACAUUUCUUAUCGCACUGAUACUUGCGCGGAUUCGAUCUCAAAAUCAUAUUGCAGCAACGUUACUUGAUGGUGGACGGACUGCGCAUUCAGCACUUAAAUUACCUUUGAACGUUCAUACAAAUCCCGAAGCAAUGUGUAACAUAAAGAAGCAUUCAGGCAUGGCUGAAGUUUUGAGAAAAUGUAAAAUUAUUAUCUGGAAUGAAUGUACAAUGGCCCACAAGCAUUCGCUUGAAGCUCUCAACAGGUCCUUGAAAGAUAUCAGAAUUAAUGCUCGGCUUUUCGGUGGUGCUCUACUGCUGCUGUCUGGUGAUUUCAGACAAACAUUACCAGUCAUUCCACGCACGACAUAUAUGAGCGUUCGACUUCAAAAUGAUCCAUUAGCGUCAGGAUUCUCCGAACAAUUGUUAGAUAUUGGCAACGGUAAAAUUCAAUUGUAUGAAGAUACACAAUAUAUUCGACUUCCACAGAAUUUUUGCAACAGGGUGGCUACCAAAGAUGAGUUAAUAACAAGUAUCUUUCCAGAUUUAAGACAUAAUUAUAUUAAUCAUGAAUGGCUGCAAGAGCGAGCUAUUUUAGCCGCAAAAAAUUUAGAUGUUGACGCCAUCAAUUUUAAAAUACAACAGUCAUUGCCUGGUUAUGAAAUUACAUUUAAAUCGAUUGACACUGUUGUUGAUCCUGACGAAGUUGUCAACUAUCCUGUAGAGUUUCUAAAUUCACUAGAUUAA